AUGCCUGGAGCUCAGAAGCAUCUUUUCAGAGCUUUUACCACCAAGAGCGCGACCCGAACUGUUUCUGGGGUCAAUAGCGCGUCUACUUCUAUCGAGGAUGAAUACUACGCAGGAUCCAAGGUCAAGAAAGCAUGCGCCAAGCGCGGGAGAGUCGUGCGCACGGAUCCCGACGCGACGGACGACUCGUCAGAGGACGAGAGCUGCAGCCCCGCCUCCAAGCGAUGGGUGAAGCCCGCCGCGCCGCAGGUGUUAAUCACGCACGGCGUCGAUUCUGAGAGCGACAACGAGACGAACGUCACUGCACCGGGCAGCAGCACCACCGCCGUCGGCCCCUGCGGCCUCGCUCCUACUCCGUUUAAAGCGGACGCGCGGGAGAAGCAGCAGCGGUACCGGGGGGUGCGCCAGCGCCCGUGGGGGAAAUGGGCGGCGGAGAUCCGCGAUCCCGCGCGCGGCGUGCGCCUGUGGCUGGGAACGUAUGACACCGCGGAGGACGCCGCGCGCGCGUACGACGCAGCCGCGCGCGCCAUCCGCGGGGCGGAGGCGCAGACGAACUUCGCGGGGGAAGACUCCGCGGAUGGCGGAGCGGGGGACAUUCUCGGCGCAGGGUCCGCCGCUGCAGGCGCGGGCGCGGGCGCGGGCGGAGCUGGCGGAAAGGCGGCGGUUUCUGGUGCAGGCGGUGGUGCUGGUGGCGGGGGUGGCGCUAUACCCGCUGUAGUGCGCACCAAGAAGAACAGCAAGGCGCACAAGUACAUGCAGGGCUACUGCAGCGACACCGAGAGCAUCCUCAGCGAAGUGGCUUCGGAAGUUUCAUCAUGCACCAAAUCGUCCUCCUGCAACAACCUCUCCUCCGCGCUCUCAUCUGCCCCUUCAUCUGCCCCUUCAUCUGCCCCAACGUCACCUGAACUCAAGACCACUUCUCCUGCCCCAGCCGCAACCGCUUCACCCAAUGCACCCUCCUCCUCCACCCCGUCAACCGACUCAGACCUCCUCUUUCUCCUCCCAGAGCCACUCACUCACUCUGCUUCAGCUCCUGAGUUUGUCUCCUGCCAUGCCGUCAACAUCCUCACAACAACCGCAGAAAAGAAAUCCGAGGCAGCAAACUUGCUGGAAGCCGGCUUGCAGGGGGGGGCAGCAGCAGAAGAAGAGGAGUUUCCAGUGUCUGAGCUUGAUGCCGAGACCUUUUCUUUUGGCCUGGAUGAGGUGUGUGGCGGUGGUGCUGGUGGUGAUAGUGGUGCUCCGUUCUGGGACCUUGAUGUUCCGCCGUACCUCGAAACGAACGAGAUCGGCCUUGACAGCAUUCUAUGGUAA
Molecule: messenger RNA, 1308 nt
Organism: Closterium sp. Yama58-4
Lineage: Eukaryota; Viridiplantae; Streptophyta; Zygnematophyceae; Desmidiales; Closteriaceae
Source: the annotation of a GenBank genome assembly